AGUGCAGUCGUCAUCAUCAUGCGUCAGUAUCGCGCUAAACUCGUCAGUCGCUUACGGUCAGAUGAUCUCCGACUUGCGAGACUACCGCGCGCUUUCGUUCCCGGCUUCCCGACAUACGUGCUUUUAAUCCAGUGCCUUAUUUACGUUUUACGUAAAAGGAAAACAUUUUGUGACUCUAGUAAAACAGUGUUGUGUGCAUCGAAUUGGUUUAGACGCUGAGAAACCAUGAAACGGUGAAACGCUUUCACGAAGUCGAUGUAAUACUGUCAGCUGUUAUAGUUUAUUGUAAACGAAAACCGAGAUCAAAAUGAGAAGAUUACAGAAGUGCUGCUGUUGUGCCUCCACGCGGACGGGGACGAUUAUUACCGCUGUAUUAGGGAUUAUUCUCUCCAUCGCCACUAUUAUCACCGUGUGGGUUGCAAACAAGCAUAAUGUUUCCUACAGGACAUUUAUCUUCGCGGAGGACUUUGAUAAAAAAUUGUCAGAUAUGGAUAUUCCCAGGAUAAUUUUAACCGUCAACUUGUGUUUCACUAUUUUAAUAUGCUCACUGCUCAUCGUGGCAGUUUUAAAGAGACGCUCGUGGUUGAUGCUACCGUGGGUGGUGCUGGGUAUAGUACUCGCGAUUGGAUUACUCAUAAGCGUUCUUCAUACUUCAAUUACCUACUACCUCGAUGAACAAGAUCACGUCAUUUUAGCCACUUGCAUCCUAAUUGGCGGACUGAUAUAUUUGUGCAUAUACCUCUAUCUAUGGGCAGUUGUAUUCAGCCAUUAUCUAGAUGUUCGCGACGAAGAAGAACGGGGCCGGUACCGAAAAGCUCCCUACAAACGAUAAAAAACCACCGAAAUAAAUUAUACAUUAUAAACUGUUAUAAAAAAGUGCCUUUAUAUGUCUUCAGUGACAUACAUAUAUCAAGAUCUCGUCUGAGAGAAAUUAUGUUAUAGUCAUUUGACACUUAUAUAAUUGUUAAAAAAAUAUCAAUAUAAUGUUUGUAAGAUAUUUUGUGCACAUACAUCGACGACGAUUUUUU
Nymphalis io (European peacock) is the source of this 1028-nucleotide messenger RNA. RefSeq lists its product as uncharacterized. NCBI's taxonomy places the organism in Eukaryota, Metazoa, Arthropoda, Insecta, Lepidoptera, Nymphalidae. The record is from RefSeq and is a predicted model, not a curated record. The transcript is spliced from 5 exons. Bases 308 to 832 code for a protein of 174 amino acids.